Artibeus jamaicensis (Jamaican fruit-eating bat) is the source of this 409-nucleotide messenger RNA. RefSeq names its product trefoil factor 3 (gene TFF3). The transcript is spliced from 3 exons. Gene Ontology annotation, biological process: maintenance of gastrointestinal epithelium. Lineage: Eukaryota; Metazoa; Chordata; Mammalia; Chiroptera; Phyllostomidae. Bases 19 to 258 code for a protein of 79 amino acids. The record is from RefSeq and is a predicted model, not a curated record.
CAGCAUCUGUCUGUGACCAUGGAGGCCAGAGCGCUCUGGCUGCUGGCAGUGAUCCUGACCUUGGUGUCCAGCUCGUCUGGGCAAUAUGUGGGCCUGUCGGAGAGCCAGUGCGCCGUCUUGGCCACCGACCGGGUAGACUGCGGCUACCCCGAGGUCACCUCCGAGCAGUGCAAGAGCAGCGGCUGCUGCUUCGACUCCAGCAUCUCCGGGGUGCCCUGGUGCUUCAAGCCUCUGCAGGACACAGAAUGUACCUUUUGAAGCCAUGCCCACCUCCCCAGACACAUCGGGAGAUGAUUUUCCACCCCCGGAGCCCUGUCUGCUCAUCUCUGCUUUUCUGCUCCAGGCAAGGCCUUGGCUGAAACCUAAUGCCUGGGCCUGAGACUCCCAGAAUAAAAAUCCACACCCAGCA